AUGUCAUCUGACGAAGAAUCUCCAGACCAUAACAGGCCGCCUUCAAUCCCAGAUCCUCAACCUCCUCUCACUGCAUCGUACACCUAUCAUUCCCCCACUCCUACCGCUAAAGGGCCUUAUGUUCUGGGCGUAGAUGAGGCCGGAAGGGGACCGGUUCUCGGGCCUUUAGUGUAUGGCGUUGCCUACUGCCCCGCUGCCUAUGAGGAGCGGCUUAACGAGAUGGGUUUUGCUGAUUCAAAAACUUUGAACGCUCAGACGCGCUCAAAUCUGUUGAGAUCACUGAGCGGGAGCCCUGCGAACCUAGGGUGGUCCGUGAGGGUCGUCAGCCCGCAGGCCAUCUCAAGUGGGAUGCUCCGUCGUCCACCGAUCAAUCUCAAUCGACAAUCUGAAGAUGCUACUAUCCUUCUCAUUCGCGAAGUCCUGCAAAGCGGACUCGAGUUAUCUGAGGUGUACGUUGAUGCACUUGGGCCAACAAAGGCCUGGGAGGCGAAUCUUUCUGCUCAAUUUCCUGGUAUCAACUUUACGGUCACCGCCAAAGCUGAUUCAAAAUUCAAAAUCGUGGGUGCAGCAAGCGUUGCUGCCAAAGUAACAAGAGACGCGUGGAUUGAAGGGUGGGUAUUUGAAGAAAGCGCACCAGGCGUGCCAGAUGAUACCAUGACCGACGGCGCCAAGAAGGUACCAUGGAGCCUCCAGCUUGGUAGCGGCUAUCCUUCAGAUCCUAAAACACAGGCAUGGAUCAAAUCAUCGCUCGACAAGACUUUUGGGUUCCCUUCAAUAGUGCGCUUUUCCUGGACAACGGUUAAGGUCGUGCUCGAGAAAGACGGGCAUGCCUUGGAAUGGUCUGCCACGCUCAGUUGA
Molecule: messenger RNA, 858 nt
Organism: Heterobasidion irregulare TC 32-1
Lineage: Eukaryota; Fungi; Basidiomycota; Agaricomycetes; Russulales; Bondarzewiaceae
Product: RNase H type II
Exons: 5
Coding region: 1-858 (285 amino acids)
Biological process (GO): DNA replication, removal of RNA primer; mismatch repair
Cellular component (GO): ribonuclease H2 complex
Molecular function (GO): RNA-DNA hybrid ribonuclease activity; RNA binding
Source: RefSeq, a predicted model, not a curated record